AAAUCUUAUGAAUAAGUAUCUAUAACAUCGUAAGGAAUAAAAUAUUGGUUCCAUAGGAGUCAGAGAAGUGUUAUUUUUCUAUAUUUGCACACCAGACACUUCACUUCCUAUUCACCAAUUUUUGUGUCCAUCGGACGACUCCUUUUUGGUGCGUCGAUUUUUUUGUUAUAGAGUUUUCCAAUUAUAACAUCACUUCUUAAACUGGAAUCAGAGUAUUUGAACAGACUGGCAGUGGACAGUUUUACAGCAAUCAUGAGAUAUAUGGGAGAUUUACCGCUAGGAUUGCAUCAAAAAGAGGUUGAAUGUGUUUAUACUAUUUUAGUGAUAUGUCAUCACCAUCCUUCUUUACGAGAUGAAGUUUACUGUCAGCUAAUGAAACAAACUACUAACAACAAAAGCUUAAAUCCAGAUAGCAGGAUACGAGGAUGGAGACUGCUUGCAUUUAUAGCUGCCUUCUUCAAAUGCUCUGACAGUUUAAUGCCUUAUUUAAGGAAAUAUUUGGAUACAGCUGCUCAAGAUCAAAGACGAUUAGAACAUGGUACGGCAGAAAUUAGUAUUUACAAUUUGAAGCAGACUCUUAAAUAUGGUGGACGACGCAACGUUCCAAGUGAACAUGAAGUACAUUCUGUAACUGAAGGAAAACUGAGUAGAUUACAAGAUUAUUUUUUGCCAGGGGGAGUACACAUUUCUCUUCCUACAUCAGCAUCAACAGUAGUAGAAGACAUCAUAAAAUCAUUAUGCACUAAAAUGGGAAUAAGUACUGAAUUUGAAAUUCGAGAAUAUUCCCUAUAUUGUAUAGUUGAAGGAGACCAAUACACAAUGCCGUUGGAAUAUGAUGAAUACAUUUUAGAUUUAGUGGCUGAAUUAGAAAGGAAUGAAAAUACAUAUUACCUUAUUUUCUGUCGUUCUGUGUGGUAUUGUGAUUUAAGACUGGACUCAGAAUUAUACAUAGAAACAAUAUUUCACCAAAUUAUACCAGAUUAUCUAGCAGGUUACCUCAUUGUAACAACUUUACAAAAUACAACAUUACCUCAAGAUACACAUGUCAAAAUACUACGAAUAGCAGCUUUACUUCACAGAUCAAAUGACAUGACUGUAGCUCCAAAUGAGACAGAAAUUUCUUUUUUAUUACCAAAGACAAUUGCUGAUUUUCAAAUCCAACAUGCUGAGUGGUCUAAAGAUAUCAGUAAUAUUUGGGAAGAGAUGAUAGCAUUAAAUACUAUAGAAGCCAAAGCACAAUGCUUAGAAAUAAUGCAGAAGUGGCCACUUUUUGGAUCUUGUUUCUUUGGAGUAAAGAUGUUAGAAGAAGAAUCCGAAGUAGAACAUAUUCUUGCAGUAAAUAAAACAGGAAUCAAUGUACUGCAUGUUGAAACACAUGAGAUGCUAUGGAGGUUCAGCUUUGCAGCAGCUCAUGCACCACACAAUGUUAUUGAGUUAAAAGGUACUACAUAUGCUGAUGUUGUAUUUGGUGACAGAAAUGUAAAGAAAAUCAUACGGCUUCAAAUUGAUCAUGCUCAUGAAGUCACAAGAUUGAUAAAGCAAUAUGAAUUAAUACAAGAAAUGAAGAAAGAAGAAAAAAAUGAUGACUUAUAUUAUCCAACAGUAAUGAUAAAGGUGUAAUAAGAAAUGUAUUACUUCAAAUUUAAAGCUUUAUAUGUUGAAUGGGAAAAAAAUAUCUGCUGAAAAAUUAAAGAACUGAAAACUGACUAAUCA
Messenger RNA from Stegodyphus dumicola, 1713 nucleotides. Its product is annotated as unconventional myosin-XV-like. The record is from RefSeq and is a predicted model, not a curated record. Lineage: Eukaryota; Metazoa; Arthropoda; Arachnida; Araneae; Eresidae. Gene Ontology annotation, cellular component: cytoskeleton.